UUCUUGCUUUUGUUGGAAGAUGGAGAGCGGCAUCUCCUGCUUGCCCGCAUCUGACUAAACUGAAUUAUUCAUUUUCCGCGUCAGUUAGUCGCCGUUCUCAUUUUUCUGAAUAUCACAGUGUGGUGUUUUUUUCCCUCUCCUUUUAUUUUCCUUGGAGUAGAGAGGCUCAGCCUCAGAUGUCACACUGACAGCCCUGUAAAAUGCAUGAUUCGAAAAGAGACGCUUAGCAAGCAAUUUCAGAUUUUGGAGGUGAGUAAACCCGCGCAGGAUUGUUUAGGUUUAUCGGGUUCUGCUGCUUCAUUUUUUCUGCCUGAACGGCUCAGUCCAACUUCAGCGAGCCAUAUACAUAGGCUAAGCAUCUCUAUGGACUGGGUGUUCCAGCAGCACCAUUCGUUUCAUUUUCCUCUAUCGUGAACUGGAGAGAAGUUGUUUUGCAGUCACUUCAGCUGCUCGCCUUUUGUCCCUGCUUUCUUAAUAACGCUGAGGUGGGCACCGUGUCUUUAGCUCAUUCCGAACUGAAAUGCUUCAUGGAGAUACAACAACAUUGGGAACACUACGAGAGAAAUAUAUUUUUUAACAAGUGGAGCCUGUCAAGAAGAGACGCAUAGGCUGAAAUCUGAGCGAUAGCCUACCAACGUCUGAAUGGGAGCACCACGUCUCAAUGCACUGCCAAUGUCCGUUUCUCAAGAAACCACAUUUGCAAACGCUUACGGUUACUAAAUGGUUUUCUGGGGGAUUUAUAAAAGGCAAAAUGCUGCUUCUAGUUCUGUUGGCCUUUUUCGUGUCGAGUACGUUUUCUGACUUGGAUUCUGACCUCUCAGCGGAGACCUGCAGCGCCUGUUCAUGCAUGUCCAUCGAGAACGUCCUAUAUGUGAACUGUGAGAAAAUAACUGUGUACAGACCUACCCAGCUGCUGCCCCCGGUCUCUAGCCUCUAUCAUUUGAAUUUCCAAAAUAACCUAUUGAUCGUCCUUUACCCCAAUUCCUUUCUCAAUUUCACACACGCAGUCUCUCUUCAACUGGGAAACAACAAACUACAGAACAUCGAGGGAGGGGCCUUUUAUGGCCUUAGUUCAUUGAAACAGCUGCAUUUAAAUAACAAUGAAUUGAAGGUGCUCAGAGCUGACACUUUCUAUGGGAUCGAAAACUUGGAAUACCUCCAGGCUGACUACAAUUUGAUCAAGUAUAUUGAAAAAGGAUCCUUCAACAAAUUGCAUAGGUUGAAAGUUCUCAUUCUGAAUGACAAUCUAGUCCAGAUCCUUCCUGAUAACAUUUUUCGCUUUGCCUCCCUUACACAUUUGGAUAUAAGAGGAAACAGGAUCCAGAAGCUACCAUAUCUGGGAGUUUUGGAACACAUUGGACGUAUCGUGGAAUUGCAGCUCGAUGACAACCCAUGGAAUUGCACAUGUGAUUUGUUACCCUUGAAAGCUUGGUUGGAGAACAUGCCCUAUAACAUUUUUAUUGGGGAGGCUAUAUGUGAAACCCCUAGUGACCUGUAUGGACGACUGUUGAAAGAAACAAACAAACAGGAACUGUGUCCCAUGGGAACAGGUAGUGACUUUGAUGUAAGGAUGCCCCCUUCACAGCCAGAAAAUGGCCGAACAACAUCCGACAAGGCCCCCACUACGAUACCGCCCAUAGCCACCAAAGCUCCCAAAACAACAAACCCAUCAAAGAUUUAUGGUAACGGGAUUGUUGGUUUGCCCGGUUUGAAUAAAAAUAUUCCAAUUAUGUCCUAUCAAACAAGAACCCCACCUCUCUCCUGCCCACAGCCUUGCACCUGCAAAGCUCACCCCUCAGACUUUGGCAUCAGUGUGAGUUGCCAAGAGAGAAGUAUAAACAAUCUCGCAGAUAUCAUUCCCAAGCCACCAAAUGCCAAGAAGCUCCACCUGAGUGGAAAUUAUAUCAGAGAUAUCAGCCCAGUUGAUUUCCAAGGCUUUGAGGGUUUAGAUUUAUUACAUUUGGGCAGCAAUCAAAUAGUCACAGUUCAAAAAGGUGUCUUUGCCAAUCUGACCAACCUGCGGAGGCUUUAUCUCAAUGGGAACCAACUAGAGCAGCUGCAUCCUGAGAUGUUCCUUGGGCUCAGUAACCUCCAAUACUUGUAUCUAGAAUACAAUGCCAUACAAGAGGUGUUAGCAGGGACAUUUGACUCCAUGCCAAAUCUGCAGUUGUUGUAUCUGAACAAUAAUGUGCUAAGGAGCCUCCCUGCCUAUAUCUUUGCUGGCGUUUCCCUGGCUAGGCUAAAUCUUAAGAACAACCAUUUCAUGACUCUGCCUGUGAGUGGUGUCCUAGACCAGCUGAGGUCUCUCACUCAGAUUGAUCUGGAAGGCAAUCCCUGGGAAUGCUCCUGUGAUUUAGUGGCUCUGAAACUGUGGCUGGAGAAGCUGAAUGACGGAGUGGCUGCGAAAGAGGUCAAAUGUGCAUCCCCAGUUCAGUUUUCCAAUAUAGAGCUACGGCUGCUGAAGAAUGAGAUCCUGUGCCCCAAACUUAUAGCUAGGCCCCCUUUCAUCCUGACCAGUACUUCUCCGGUGGUGACCUCCAUGUCCCCAGCAGGGGUGGGCAAGGCCCCUCCAGGUGGUCCAGUUCCCCUAUCCAUCAUGAUCCUCAGUGUCCUGGUGGUGCUCAUCAUCACAGUGUUUGUUGCUUUCUGCCUCUUGGUGUUCGUGCUGAGGCGCAAUAAGAAGCCAGCCGGACGCCAGGAGGGCAUGGGGAACCAGGAGUGUGGCUCCAUGCAACUCACACUCAGGAGACACAACAAAUCGAACAAGAAAGAUGAUCUGGGAGGGGAGACGUUCAUCCCCCACACUAUCCAGCAUAUGAACAAGAGUCACACCUGUGGGAUUAGAGACUCUGAGUCAGGCUUUAAGUUUGCUGACUCCCAGAGACAGAAAAUAAUCCUGCUCAACAGCGCUGACCAAGACAAGGACUCACUGUCCUCCCUGGAUCCACGCAAUAAGAGACUGAGCACCAUUGACGAGCUGGAUGAGUUCCUGCCAAGAGAAUCCAACAUGUUUAUUCAAAACUUUUUAGACAGUAAAAGGGGGGAUUUCAGCAGUAUAGGGGGGAGUGGGUUUCAGAUUCGUUACCCAGAGAAACCACAGGACAAAAAGAUGAAGAAGUCACUAAUAGGGGGAAACCAUAGUAAGAUAGUAGUGGAGCAAAGGAAAAGUGAGUACUAUGAACUUAAAACUAAACUUCAAGGUACACCUGACUACCUUCAGGUUCUGGAAGAACAGACUCAAAUGAGUCAAAUGUAGGCUAUCUAUC
Messenger RNA from Oncorhynchus masou masou (cherry salmon), 3266 nucleotides. RefSeq names its product SLIT and NTRK-like family, member 4 (gene slitrk4). Gene Ontology annotation, biological process: regulation of presynapse assembly; positive regulation of synapse assembly; axonogenesis. Gene Ontology annotation, cellular component: glutamatergic synapse; membrane. Lineage: Eukaryota; Metazoa; Chordata; Actinopteri; Salmoniformes; Salmonidae. The record is from RefSeq and is a predicted model, not a curated record. Gene Ontology annotation, molecular function: protein binding. The coding region runs from base 662 to 3256 and encodes 864 amino acids. The transcript is spliced from 2 exons.